CUGAUUUCUAAACAUCACCCACUGGACCGAAUCAACUAAUUGUUGAAAUAAGGACGUACAAACUUUAUAUUACCUAUUUGUUCUACGAAAUAAAUAAUUAAAAAUACCUCUUAAUAAAAAUCGGUUCGGUUUGAACCGAUUUUAUAACUCAAAAAACCUUCAUUAAACCGAUUUAUGUUCGAGUCCCGACUUUCGGGUCCCGUUUGAGUCGGUGCGGUUUCGGUUCGGUUUUUUUAACUUGUGUUGAAACUUUGAAAAGAAGGCUCAAUUACACAGGGCCUUCAUUACCUACCUGCCCGCCCUGAUGCUCACAUCAUACGUCUUCCCAUGCGCCUUCUUCCUGGCCAUGUGGCCGUUCAUUUGGACUCAGUAGUGGCUGACUUAAGUUUCCCUUUACAUCCGCUCCAAGUUGAACUCUUUCGGAGGCUCCACAUUGCCCCUGCUCUGCUCGUUCCGGCUGCCUAUCGUUUAAUUGCCGGCUUCAUGAUCCGAUGCCAUAGUGUGGGCGUUGUCCCCAUGGUAGAUUUGUUUCUUCACUUCUUCUGUGUCUCCCCUUUUGGCCGCACCGUUUACCUGGGUCUAAUUGCUCGUCCUGGGAGGAUUCUUUUUACCAAAAAUUUCCCCAAUCCGAUGGUUGGGAGAGGAGGUUUUUCUUUGACGAAGAUGGCUCCCCGAUGCCCUUCUCGGACAGAUGGAAUGCUUAUCCGGUCAAAUUUGAUUCUCCGACCGUAAUUGGUGAGGAGUUAGCUAACGCCGCUCUUAUUGCUUCUGUUUGUACCCAAAACCUCCGGAUGCUCGUGGUUUCCUCCCUGAUGGUGAAAGCUGGGAUAGGUAUGUCCAUUCGCGGUUCAGGGGCUUGCUCUUGGUGUUUUUAUGCAUCUAACUGUAUUGCUCCUCCCUUGCAGGUGUUUUCAGGCUCCAACUAUGGGUCGUACCAACGAGAUCCCCUUUAUCCCUAGACCGCUUCACAAGGGCAAGGGGAAGCUCAUUGUUGCGGAUUGCGGAUAGGCGGCUUGUGACGCGGUCUCAAGCCUUGGCUGAUUCUGAUGCCAGUCGUCCCCACAAGAAGCAUCGGCUCGAUGGAUCCUCCAAUUCGAUAGAUGUGGUAAAUCUUUCUGAUCAGGAAUCGGUGGUCCCUCCCAAGCCUAAGGCAGCUCGUCCUCCCCCAACUUCUGAAACCAACAUGGAUCUUACCUUUGGGCUUAUAGAGUUUUCCGGGAUGAGUCCGCAUGCCAAGUCCAGGAUGCUGUUCGGGCAGACGGCCUCCUCCAUCCGGUGUACCCUUGGCCUGAAGGUCCCUUCCGAUUUUUCCGCCUAUGAACAGCCUCAAGAUCUGCUUGAGUGUGGCCUCAGUGAGCUGGACAAGGCCGACAUGUACUUCAACAAGGCCCGGGCCGCCUAUGAACGGGAAGGCACGAAGAUGGCCAACUGAGGGGAGAAGCCAAAAACCUGAUCUGGAGCACUAGAGUCUGUGUCGCUCGUCUCCAAGAAAAGGCAGAUGUUUCUGACAAGAUUGCCCGUGAGAACGCGACAUUGAAAGAGAAACGCAAGUGCCAAGAGGUGGAGCUGCGGAUGCUCCGUGCUCAGCUCACAGCCUUUGAAAAGGCCGGUGUGGUUGUUCGUCGGGUAGGGGCAGACGAAGCGGCUCUGGACUACGAGGCCGAUGUCUCCAAGAUCAAGGCUGUCGGCUCGGCUGAAUUCCAACGGUCCACAACUUUUCGGGAUGCCUUGAGGAUUGUUGCCAGAAAUUCAUACCCGGUUUGUUGGGGAGCACUUGGAGCGGAGCAAGGAGCCUUACCAAGAUGGCAUCAAAUUGCUCAAGGUGUUCCUCCGCCAGGCAGCGGUUCCUCGCCGAGUUGGCCGAUGAUACUUUCGCCAAGGGCAUGGCCUGUUUGAUCCAAGAGAACCUGCUAGUUCUAGAGCGCCACUUCCUGGCUCCGUUCUAUCCUGAGGUCGCCGAGUUUGAUGACAUGUUGCUUGAGGCCUACGAUGAGGCUCUUCGGGUCAUCAAGAAGAAGAAAGAUGUUAUUAAAACAUAAUUUAUUAUUAAUGUUAUCACUUAUCCGUUAACUGAUGUAUAGCGCACAACCUGUGCAUAGCCUAGUCAUGCGGCGUAUUAUAUUACUAGUACGUAUUAUUAGAGAGUUAGUUAUACAUACUUAUCUCUUAGUUUAAGGCUACGUAUAGAAGUGUAUAUAUACACAAUAUGAUUGUACUCAUAAUUAAUUCAA
This is a messenger RNA of Cuscuta europaea, 2231 nucleotides long. The record is from the annotation of a GenBank genome assembly. Lineage: Eukaryota; Viridiplantae; Streptophyta; Magnoliopsida; Solanales; Convolvulaceae.